UUAAUGCGUGUUUCUCAUUUAAAGACGAUUAAUCUCAAUCUGGCAACCCAUGGUCUUCUCCGCACAUGCAGCCGUGAGCAGCGGUGAUUCUUUCCUUUCUAUCUGCAGCACGUUUCCACUUGAACUCCUGUGUCAGGCUCAGUGAGGGACGACCAGCAGGACACGGACUUGUCCACUUCUCUCUCUCGGUGUUGACUUUUGCCGCUUCACUCAUCGCAGGAGGAGGAAUGAAGGAGGACACAAAUCUCAGCCACUUUCGCUGCGCGCUGGAGAGAUGAUGACGAUGCGUAAAGAGUGACGGAGAACCCGGAGAUCUCCGUCCUGUAGGAACCAAACAGUCUGUAUAGAGCUGCACUUCGGCAUGAGGUCACUGAAAACCGACUUUAUUCUGCGAUUAAUACACUAAAGUUUGGAGACGCACACACACACACACACACAUACACACACACACACAUACACACGCACACACACACAUACACACGCACACACGCACACACACACACACACGCACUCACAUACGCACACACACACACAUACACACGCACAAACGCACACACACGCACACACCUGCUCCGGACCAAACAUGAGGUUUAACCAGGUCUGAACACCGAAUCUGAGGACCUCAGGCGCUGAAGAUGGAGUGCACCUUGGUGGGAUCGCUUUGGCUGCCUCUUCUGGUUCUGCUCAGCGGCGUGUCAUUAGGGGUCGUGGAUCUGGAGAUGGUUCCUCAGCAUGGAGGAUCACCUGCUCUUAAGAACAUCACCCUGGCUGUUAUCUUACCACUCCAUAACACAGAGUACCCCUGGGCAUGGCCUCGGGUGGGUCCUGCUCUAAACUGGGCAGUGGAGAAGGUUAACUCAGACCCCACACUGCUCCCGGGUUACCGCAUGCGCCUCGUCUUCAGCAGCAGCGAGAACAAAGAUGGUCUGUGCUCCGACUCAGUGGCGCCCCUUGUGGCUGUCGACCUAAAGUUUGCAUAUGACCCGUGGGCUUUCAUCGGGCCGGGCUGUGACUACGCGUCAUCACCUGUCGCCCGUUUCACCACGCACUGGGAGGUUCCCAUGGUGACGGCUGGAGCGCCGGCGUUGGGGUUUAACCUGUACUCUUCAAUCACAAACACAGGACCAACGCAUGAGAAACUGGGCCAGUUUGUAUUAAAGAUGCACAGAGACUUUGGCUGGCACAAGUACGCUAUGUUCAUGUUCCACGACCAGAAGAACGACGACCGACCGUGCUACUUCGCCGUGGAGGGACCAUAUACGGAGAUGAAAGACGAGAACUUCACAUCUGAGCACAUCGUGUUUAACGAGAACGAGUCGGUUUCCUAUGCUGAUCUCGUUAACGAUAUUAGCCAGCAAGCGCGCGUGGUGUACGUUUGCUGUAAGCUGCAGACGUUCAGGAAGCUGAUGGUGCAGUUUAGGAAGCAGCAGCUUCCCCAGGAGGAGUACGUCUUUUUCUUCAUUGAUCUGUUUGGAGAGAGCGUGCAGAGAAGUCCAGCAAAGCCGUGGGUUCAGGGAGACGCAGAAGAUCACACUGCCAAGGAAGCCUUUAAAAGUGUAAAGAUUAUCACCUACAGAGAGCCGCAGAACCCAGAAUACAAAAAAUUUGUGUCCAGGUUGAAGAUCGACGCCAAAAAAAUGUUUAACUUCACCAUAGAAGACUCACUGAGGAACAUGAUAGCUGGAGGCUUCCAUGACGGAGUUCUGCUCUACGCUCAUGCUCUGAAUGAGACUAUGAGCCAGACAGGACAGAAACCACCGGGUAACAUGGUCACGGAAAGGAUGUGGAACCGUACUUUUUAUGGUGUCACCGGGCUGCUGGAGAUGGAUGAGAAGGGCAACCGAGAAAUCGACUUUGCUCUCUGGGACAUGACUGACACUGACUCGGGAGUUUAUCAGAUCGUGUCAGUGUAUAACAGCAGUCUGAAGCAGAUGAUUCCUGAGCCGGGGAUGAAGGUGCACUGGUUAAAAGGCGUUCCUCCUCCUGACAUCCCAGUGUGCGGCUUUAAGAACGACAAUCCUUCAUGUCUGGCCAGAACGGUCACCAUGCAUCAGAUGAUCCUGAUAGUGGUGUGCUUCAUCUUCAUCAUCAUCGUCACUGUCACGGUCUUCGUCUACAGAAAGGUGAAGUUGGAGAACGAGUUAGCAGCACAGCUGUGGAGAGUGCACUGGGAGGACAUUCAGAUUAAUAACAUGGAGAAACCGUUACGAAGGGCAUGCAGCAGACUGACACUGUCACUGAAAGGUUCCGCCGAUGGUUCACUUCUCACCAUGGAGGGAAAUAUGCAGAUUUACGCCAAGACCUGUUACUACAAGGGAAACAUAACGGCCAUUAAGUAUAUCAGUAUAAAGCGCAUUGAGCUCACCAGGAAUCUGCUGUUUGAACUCAAACAUAUGCGUGAUGUUCAGAACGAGCACCUGACCAGAUUUAUUGGAGCCUGCAUUGAUCCCCUGAACACCUGCAUCCUCACUGAGUACUGUCCAAGGGGCAGCUUACAGGAUCUCAUGGAGCUUGAGAGUAUUACACUGGACUGGAUGUUCCGGUAUUCUCUGAUCAAUGAUAUUGUCAAAGGAAUGUCGUUCCUUCAUAACAGUGUGAUUGGCUGCCAUGGCAACCUGAAGUCCUCCAACUGCUUGGUGGACAGCCGCUUCGUGCUGAAGAUCACAGACUACGGGCUGGUCAGCUUCCGCAAUGAGAACAGCUCAGAGGACACGCAUGCUUACUACGCACGUAAGCUGUGGACAGCUCCAGAGCUGCUGCGUGCGGAGAACGGACCAGCGUGUAGAACUCAGAAGGGAGACGUGUACAGUUUCGGCAUCAUCCUGCAGGAAGUGGCUCUCCUCAAGGGAGUUUUCUACCUGGAUGGAACUACGCUCAGCCCUAAACAGAUUGUGGAGCGUGUGACAGAUGGACGAUGGCCCUACCUGCGCCCCCUGCUGUGCACUCAGAGCCACAGUGAAGAGCUGGGGCAGCUGAUGCAGCGCUGCUGGGCAGAAGAACCCAGUGACAGGCCUGAUUUUAACCAGAUCAAAGUCAUGCUACGCAAACACAACAGAGGCUAUGGCUCCAACAUCCUGGAUAAUCUGCUCUCGCGUAUGGAGCAGUACGCCAAUAACCUGGAGGAGCUGGUGGAAGAGAGGACACAGGCAUAUCACGAGGAGAAACGCAAAGCUGAAGCACUGCUCUAUCAGAUCCUGCCUCACUCAGUGGCGGAGCAGCUGAAAAGAGGCGAGACGGUGCAGGCUGAAGCCUUCGACUCGGUCACUAUUUACUUCAGCGAUAUAGUGGGCUUCACGGCUCUGUCUGCAGAAAGCACGCCCAUGCAGGUGGUGACUCUGCUGAAUGACCUGUACACGUGCUUUGACGCAAUCAUUGACAACUUUGACGUUUACAAGGUGGAGACCAUCGGUGAUGCAUACAUGGUUGUAUCAGGUCUUCCUGUAAGGAAUGGGAAGCUGCACGCACGGGAAAUCGCCCGGAUGUCUCUGGCCCUCCUCAAAGCCGUGCACACCUUCAGGAUCCGCCAUCGACCUGACCAGCAGCUCCGCCUGCGCAUCGGCAUUCACACCGGCCCUGUGUGUGCUGGGGUUGUUGGAUUGAAGAUGCCCAGAUAUUGUUUGUUUGGUGACACAGUUAACACGGCUUCGCGCAUGGAGUCUAAUGGAGAAGCGCUGAAAAUCCACGUAUCGGAGGCGACGCGAACGGUGCUGCAAGAGUUCAACUGCUUCCAGCUGGAACUGAGAGGAGACGUGGAAAUGAAAGGUAAAGGAAGAAUGAGGACCUACUGGCUCCUGGGAGAGAGCAUGGCUGAGCACGCCUGAGAGCGACGUCCGAGCAGCAGCACGUAGGAGGAAGCACGGGUGGAAAAAUAUAUACACGAUCAUGUAGCAGUAACGUUUCGAGGCAAUAAACGGCCUUGACAACCAGCGAGAAAGUAUCACGGCAACGGAACUGACUGCAGGGUGAAGCCUCACAGGUUUGAGGAAAUCCCUGGAAAUUCCUCUUCAGGCUGGAUUCGGGGUAAAAUAAACAGAAAAUCAGCACCGUUUCCAGGAAUGGAAGGUUGAUAUACAGUACUACCAAGGAUCCUUUAUACAGUAUACAGUACAAAGACUAAAACAUUUCAGUCUGCUGGACAGCAUCAUCUAGUGGUGUGAUGUCUUUUUCCGUAAAUUUCGGAGGAGGGGUGAAGAGUUCGGUCAUCGUCUUUGAGUCAUUUCCUUUGAAGAAAUAAUAAGGGGUUCGUUUUCCCUUCGAAACGAAAAGUGGUAGGAGGUUGCAGAUGGUCCUGUUUCAUAAUAUAUUAUAUUUUGAUAAGAGUUUGAAGCAGUACAGCCGCUUUCAUCACAUGCAGUGUAUUAAAGAAAUGUUCUUGUUUUUUAUUAAAUGCCUUUUAGCUCAGAUAAAAUCGACUGACCUGCAGAUAUGUCAGUAGUCAUGUGCCAUGAUAUCAUUUUAUUUAACAUACACAAGACGAAGACAGUUACCUUAUUUUGGCCGUAUUCGGAUAUGCAUCAGAAUUCAAAUAAAAAAUAUAUAGAGGUUCUUAUUUUGCCAUUAUUUCAGCACAUAAAAAAUGUUUGAAUAGUGUUUUCACAGCUAUAUUUUAAACCAGUGUAGAAAUGUUAUAAUUAUUUUUACCGUUUUCUAGGCUUUCAGCAAAUAGCCCAUUUUUAAUAUAUUAUCACUCUGAAUUACUGAGGAGUUUCAGUCCCGCAGUCCUGGAUGUUGUCUCAAAGCAUCUGUACAGAAAUGGCAAAAUUGCACAGUAAGGAUUACAAUAGAUUUUUAUCCCUUAAUGAGCAAGGCAGAGGCAACAAGGCAAGGAAAAUCUCUCUGAGACAUUAUAAAAACAAAACCAGGCUCUAAAGCUGAAGCACUAGUAGUUAGAGUUAGUGUUGUGAGAGAAAAUGAAAUGCUAUGAACGAAAAAAAAAGAGAGUGAAGUCAGGGAACAAAUCCUUAAAUACAUGGUCAGAGAGAGAGAGAAAGAGAGAGAGAGAGAGAGAGAGAGAGAGAGAGAGACUUUUUUUAUAUAAAUAUAUAUAGAUAUAAAUCAUCAUCUGGUCUCUCUGGUCCUCAGCUGUCCAUUUUUUUUUUUAUUCCUUUUUUUUUGGCCUACAAAACUGGGACCUGUUGUGGUUUUCUGCUGCUCCUCACACGCUUUAGUGUGUUAUUCAUUCUGAGAUGCUUUUCUGCUCAGCACAGUUGUAAAUAGUGAUUAUUUUGUUUCACUCUAUCCUUCCUGUCAGCUCCAAGCAGUCUGAUUGUUUUCUUCUGAUCUCUCUCAUCAACAAGACGUUUCCACCCACAAAAGUGAAAAUGUUUUUUGUUUUGUUUUUAGUUACACACUGCCGUGGAAACCCUAGAGAGAGUUUUUUGAAAAUCCCAGACGAUCAGCAGAUUCUGAAAUUCUCCAAACAGAUUAUUUAGCACUAACAUCCACGUAGGAGUUGUUAAGAUCACUGUUCUGAUGUUUCACUGUAGAUCUUGACUUGUAUCUGUAUCAUUUACUGAAACCUGAACUCUUGAUUACAGUCAUACUGUAAAUGGUUAUAAAAUGUUUUAAAGUCAUGUGACAAAUAAUAUCAGCACGUACCUACAUUUUUAUUUUAUUUACUAAACACAUUAAGGACACUCGUUCAAGGCGAAGUCCUUAAACAGCCGAGACAGUGUGUGUGCGGAAAAGAUCUACUGUUCUAGACGAUACGCCGAUAGACGAUAGACUGCGGUGAAAACUUGUACAGAACCUCCACGUGCCAGCUCAUGGACUCCGUAGACACACUGAUUGUAUACGAUAUAUGAUCAUCUCAAGUGCUCACACAUCUGUAGGUGUACAUGUGUAUGCAGAACAGAGUUUAAAAAAAAAAAGUUUGCCAACUCCUGAUCUUGUAAUGAUAUUGUAAAGACUCGCUGAACACAUCACAGCAAGAUCAAUUCAUGUGGUGAAGAUAUUUGUUUUAUAAUGUGAUGUAUUAAAAGUGCAGCUCAGUGUUUUCUUUCUUUCUUUCUUUCUCUCUCUCUCUCUCUCUCUCUCUCUCUCUCUCUCUCUCUGUAGGAAGGGCUUCUAUCUUGUGUUUAUUUUUAUUAGCUGUCAAAAAUCGGGAAAAGUGACUCGGUGGGAGAUUAAAAAAUAUCUGUUAGAAAUAUAUUACUGUUAGUGUUCAUGUACUUUAUGGUGCGACACGUUUUGUAAAAAAAAAAAUGAAAAAUACUAAGAAAGAAAAUAAAUAACCU
This is a messenger RNA of Tachysurus vachellii, 6236 nucleotides long. It is a transcript of the gene npr1a, whose product is annotated as natriuretic peptide receptor 1a. The record is from RefSeq and is a predicted model, not a curated record. Gene Ontology annotation, cellular component: membrane. Gene Ontology annotation, molecular function: guanylate cyclase activity; protein kinase activity; peptide receptor activity. The coding region runs from base 636 to 3821 and encodes 1061 amino acids. Gene Ontology annotation, biological process: protein phosphorylation; cGMP biosynthetic process; receptor guanylyl cyclase signaling pathway. NCBI's taxonomy places the organism in Eukaryota, Metazoa, Chordata, Actinopteri, Siluriformes, Bagridae. The transcript has 22 exons.